Durusdinium trenchii is the source of this 3321-nucleotide messenger RNA. The record is from the annotation of a GenBank genome assembly. Lineage: Eukaryota; Dinophyceae; Suessiales; Symbiodiniaceae.
AUGCAGGCCCCGCUUGUCUUCGCAACGGUGGUAUCCCUGCUGUUUCAAGUGCCAGGAUUGGAUUGGUCAAAGCCAACGGACCAUUUUGAGGUCUUUAGCGGUGACAUGAGUGUGACAAAGGCCGAGUGGAUGGAAGGGCGUGACGCGAUGCCCUUUGACAUUGAACUGGAUGAGAAGCGCAUGAACAUGCUGUCGGCCGAAGGCUUUGCAAAUGCAUUGCAUUGCGUAUGCAACUUGAAGCCUGGCGGUGGCCACAUGUCGGCCCCAGUUUGCUCGACUUGGGUUUUUAUGUCGAGGGGGAGCACUUUGCGCUCUAGAACCCGACCACUUGGUCGCAAAGACUCUGGGGCCGUUAGAGAUGGAAACGUGCUUGCGGCUCGCGCUUUGGUGUUGUGCAUCUUGGCGGCGGCCAAGGGAUGCUUCUGGUUGCUGGAGCAACCAGCGAGCUCCAUCAUGGAGCUUCACCCAUUGUUUCAAGCUGCCAUAAGACUCUUGGGUACGCACCGCUUGUGCAUUGCUAUGGGGCGAUAUGGUGCACCGACGCCGAAGCGGACCAUUCUCUACAGCAGCCAUGCCUGUGUGAGGGAUAUCCAGGACUACGAGGUCGAGCCGGAGUAUGAUGAUAGUAGGCAGAUGGUUGUCAAGUACGUCAACCAAAAGGGAGAAUCCCGGAUCCACGGUGGAGCUCACUUGAAGUCUUCCCAAGCCUACCCCAAACAGUUUGGAGUGGCGCUGGCAAAGGUGAGAACCAAGUUCGCCAAGCGUCACCGUCGCCAGGCUAUGUCUUUCUUACGACAAGCAAGGAUGAGCGAUCGUGAGUUUGAUUGCAGGCCGAGAAUCAAUCGGGCCUGGCUCAGCUACAGCCCGGUUUCGAUUUCUACGAACAUGCCGGACCCAAGCCCAAGAACUCCACCACGCAGAAGACAUCGAAGCAAGACCCCAGGCAGCGCACAGGUGCCAACAAGGCCAUCUGCUUUGAGAAACCCCAUGGACCAGAGAGGUCGCGAGAAGGAAAGAAAAAAGGAAGAAGAGAAGCGUGGGAGUAAAAACGUAAACAACAAGACAGACCCAAAGAAGAGAAAGGAGAGCAGCGGCAGCGGGAAGGAUGCAAAGGAUGAUGAUGAGAUUGAGCAGGCAGCGAAGGACAAGAAGGAGGCUCAAGAUAUGAAGGGCAAGGAAAAGGGCACCGACAAAGAGAAGAAGGACAAGGACAAGAAGGCGAUGAAGCAGAAGGAGGCGAAGAAGGAGAUGGAAGCAAAGAUGGACAAGGAGAAACCAACCAAUGAAGCGAAGAAGUGCAAGGGAGAGGUGAGUAGGGAAAAGAAUGUAAAGGAGGUAAAGGAGGUGAAGAAGCACGCAGAGAGGAAUAAGGACAAGGAAGUGAAGACGGACAAGGAGGCAAGGGUUGAGAAGGAGGUGAAAGUCAAGAAGGAGGUGAAGGUUGACAAAGAGACAAAGGAUGACAAGGAGAAGGUGACAAAGAAGGGUGCUGACCAAAGGAAGAUUGACAAGAAGGAAAAGCGCAAGAAGGCGAAGAAGGAGAAACGUCAGAAGGUCAAGAAUGACAAGAUGGACAAGAAGAAGGGCAAACGAGGGACCAAAAAAGAACGCCGCAUAAAGUAUGUGCCUGUGAAGAAGCAUAAAAUUGAUCACAUCUUUGACAAGUCCGAGGCAGAGGGCACUGGGACUCCAUCGUCAUCACAUGCGACUUUAUCGUCCAAGGAAAAGGCAGAGCAGAAGCUGAAAGAACUGACAGCGAUCAUGGCUGCUUCAGAUUGUGACAGCGACAGUCUACCUGCCACUGACAUGACAGGUGAUGAGGAGGAGGAAAGUAUGGAGGAAGAAGGAAGUGGCUCUGAAGAGACUGAAGGAGAUGAUGAUGAUGAGAAAGAGAAAGAGGAGGAGGAGGAGAAGAAGAAGGGCGAGGCGGGUGAGAAGGGGGCUGAAUGUCACGCCUUGGUUCCAGUCAUAGAGGCAUCGCGACUGCAGGUUGCAAACAUUCGCAACAGUGUGACCAACAAAAAGGAGUGGGAUGUCUUCAGCAGGCAGGCAAAGACCAAGAUGCCAGUCGAGCUGAACGAUGCAUACCAGCAGAACAAAAAUGACCUGUUCAAUAUGUGGUUGGACAAUGGUGCCAACGAACAGAGCUGGUCGCACUGUGUGCUGGAGGUGAAGCGGAAGCAAAAGGAAACCAACGAAGCCAAGAAGGGCUGGCAAGCGAUCCAAGGGAAAGUGCUGAAGCAGCGCUAUAGCGAGGAGAAGUGGGAGAAGGUAAAGAAGAAGCGGUUGGAGUCUGGCAUGUUCUACCUCGAUGAUGAUUUCCCAGACGACGAAGAUGAAACAUGGUAUUUCGUGAAGGAGGGCCAGUCUAUGACCAACAGAGUGGAGACUUCUGAAGAGCUUAAGCUGGCAGCCCAAAAAAACAUGGACAGUGAGAUGUUGGCAGCUGUCACCGAUGCAAACUCUGGCCUGAUGCGCGUUGGAGCUUUGCCCAAAGUCUCCACCGCCAGCGCUGCGGGCAACAAGGCACUCCUUGAAGGCAUCGCUGAAAAGGCGAGGACUUCCUCAAUCAAGCUCAGUGGAUUGGAGUUCGCCGAUGAUUUGGCAUCAAACCUCCUGAAGCAAGCUGAGGGAUUGGAGGCGGACUACACCGUUCUUUCCAAGACGGUCAAGGAGGCGUUGACCGGUGUCACUGAGCGGAUGGCCGCCCUUGAGAAAGCACAGGUGGCAGCCAGCCUAGCCUUUGAGAGCCUUCUACUGGGAAACCUUCCCGAUGAAGCUCGAGUCCGGGCGGCUGUCAAUGAAACAGUGGCAGCUUUGACAGCCUGGUCCAUCGGCGUCGCAUCCGAAGGUGUGGGGCCUGAGAUGGGCUUCAUGGGUGAGAGCUUGGUUUUGCGACAGGAACCACUUCUAAAUGUCUUGGCGGUGUGCGCCUACGGACUCCAAAGGUGCACUGAAGUGAUGGACCUGGCAAGCGUUGUGCUCACAAAGGAAGAGGCUGAAGAAGCCUCUGAAUCUCUUCACCUGCACCUCCGAUGCUACUUUUGGCUAGCGUCCUACUUUUACUUGAGGAGAAAGAUGUUGUUCAAAGUGCGCUGCAAGACGCAUUACAAUUUCCACAUCGCGCAGGAUAUAAAGAACUACCAGUUAAACGCUGCUCUCUUUCACACAUUUCAGGAAGAGUCCUUUUUGGGCAAACUGAAGUGCAUAGCAGUUCGGUGUCACGGCAAGACAUGCACAAAACGCUUGUUUCAGCGGUACCUUUUGUGCUUAGCAGUCUUCCUUGAAGACUUGGGUAGAACAACUCGCAAAGUGGGUUGA